GUUCCUUCCGUUGCCUCCAACCGCAAUAUACGUCUACUGAUUUUAAUUCCACGAUUGCAGUAGCAUGCCACUCGCGAAGGUAAACCCGUUCAUGGACGUUGCGCAGCAACACGGACAGAACUCAGAACUCGGUCUAACAACAGACGAAGUGGUCAACGACGCGACAGUGGAGAGCGAACCGACGUCGGAUAUUGAUAUCACGCAGAGCGUGACGGCCAACAGUCAAAGAACGGAGCCGGCUCACUUCCAACUGCUGCACGUUUUGGGUCAAGGAUCUUUUGGCAAGGUAUUCCUCGUCAAAAAGACGGAGGGCCCGGAUGCUGGGACACUCUACGCCAUGAAGGUCUUGAAGAAGGCGACGUUGAAGGUUCGUGAUCGAGCACGUACCAAAAUGGAGAGGGACAUUCUUGUUGCAGUCAAACAUCCAUUCAUAGUCGACAUUAUUUAUGCCUUUCAGACUGAAGGAAAGCUUUACAUGAUUUUGGAGUUUCUUCGAGGCGGAGAUCUCUUUACUCGACUAUCGAAGGAGGUGAUGUUCACUGAGGAGGAUGUCAAGUUUUAUCUUGCUGAACUUGGAUUAGCUCUUAGUCAUCUACACGGUUUAGGAGUUAUCUAUAGAGAUCUUAAACCUGAAAACAUUUUACUUGACACAGCAGGUCACAUCAAAUUGACUGAUUUUGGAUUAAGUAAGGAAGGGCUGGAAGUGGAGGAGGAUGACAAAAGAACAUACUCCUUUUGUGGAACUGUAGAAUAUAUGGCACCAGAGGUUGUGAAUCGUCGUGGCCAUAGCACGACUGCUGACUGGUGGUCAUAUGGAGUUUUAAUGUAUGAGAUGUUGACUGGUUCAUUACCUUUUCAAGGAGAAAACAGGAAAGUUACAAUGACAAUGAUUAUGAAAGCAAAGCUUGGCAUGCCGCAGUUCUUGAGCGGGGAUGCUCAAAGUCUCCUGCGGGCGUUGUUCAAACGAAAUCCUCAAAACAGAAUGGGUCAUGGUCCUAAUGGAAUCGAGAACAUCAAACAGCAUGUGUUCUUUUCUUCUAUAGAUUGGGAUAGAUUGUUCAGGCGGGAGGUAAAGCCGCCGUUCAAGCCUGCAGUUAGUCGAGACGAUACUUUCUAUUUUGACAGAGAAUUUACACAACGCACUCCUCGUGAUUCCCCUGGCGCUCCGGUUAGUGCCAAGUCACAUCAACUAUUUAAAGGAUUUAGUUUCAUUGCACCUGCUGUGAUUGAGGAAGAAGCAGAAGACUCAGGAAUUGAUAGCAACUUGUCAUCUACGCGUUCGUCAUCACGCCGUUCAUCUCUCAUCACAACUGAAUAUGAUAUCAAACACAAUGAAGUUGUUGGCGUCGGAUCAUACAGUGUGGUGAAGAAAUGUGUUCACAUACCGACGAGGAGAGAAUGUGCUGUGAAGAUUAUUGACAAAUCAAAGAGAGAUCCAGAAGAAGAAAUCGAUAUCUUGCUGAGAUAUGGGAAACAUCCGAAUAUAAUCCAGUUACAUGAUAUAUUUGAUGAUGGAAAAAACGUAUAUAUUGUGACCGAUCUACUCAAAGGAGGCGAACUACUUGAUUACAUUUUGAAGCAGAAAUGUCUUUCCGAACGAGAAGCGGCAGCUAUUCUUUACGUGCUGACAUCGACUGUAGAAUACCUGCAUAGCCAAGGAGUUGUUCAUCGUGACCUCAAACCGUCAAAUAUUCUUUAUGUCAAUGAUGGUCACACGCCCGACAAGUUGAGGAUUGGUGACUUUGGCUUUGCAAAGCAGAUGAGAGCAGACAACGGUUUGUUAAUGACACCGUGCUAUACAGCAAACUUUGUAGCUCCUGAAGUAUUGAAGAAACAAGGAUAUGAUGCUGCAGCCGACGUGUGGAGCCUUGGAGUGUUGCUGUAUUCCAUGCUUGUGGGGUCGGUUAUACAAACUCCGUUUCCAAACACUUCAACUGACGAUCCACAGAGGAUCUUAGCUCGUAUUGGAGAGGGUAAUUUUGCAAAGACAGGCAACUGGAAAUCACUCUCCAGUGCUGCCAGGGACCUUAUAGAGAAGAUGCUGCAUGUUGAUCCUCACAAGAGACUUUCAGCUAAUCAAGUUCUUCAACAUCCGUGGAUUCAAGGCCGCAAUGCAUUGCCUGAUAAGAAACUGGCAUUCAAUGACUCGCACAUUAAGGGUCAACUACAAAAUAUGUUUGCUGCAAUGAGUUCUCCGCAAGUCAUCGAGCCAUUGGAGCCAGUCAUGACAUCUGGGCUAGCGAAACGUCGCCACGAACGGAGUGUUGGUUCAGGAUCUACUCCACUAUAACACAUUACAUGCACAUUAUACUAUAGUUUACCUGCAACCUCGAGGGACAUCAAGUUACUUGUUGACACUAUUGCAUGUAAAGGACCUGUCAAAGGGCACUAGGCCAAUGAUUUAUUGAGUAUACAGCUACUGCAGCAGUAUGCGUUUGAAACAGUCACUUAGUAAAUCGAGUCGUCACUAUGAAAA
Messenger RNA from Corticium candelabrum, 2476 nucleotides. Its product is annotated as ribosomal protein S6 kinase 2 beta-like. Gene Ontology annotation, molecular function: protein serine/threonine kinase activity; magnesium ion binding; ATP binding. The coding region runs from base 65 to 2290 and encodes 741 amino acids. Lineage: Eukaryota; Metazoa; Porifera; Homoscleromorpha; Homosclerophorida; Plakinidae. Gene Ontology annotation, biological process: peptidyl-serine phosphorylation; intracellular signal transduction. The transcript has 24 exons. The record is from RefSeq and is a predicted model, not a curated record.